This is a messenger RNA of Osmerus eperlanus (European smelt), 6278 nucleotides long. RefSeq names its product insulin receptor substrate 1 (gene irs1). The record is from RefSeq and is a predicted model, not a curated record. Gene Ontology annotation, molecular function: phosphatidylinositol 3-kinase binding; insulin receptor binding. Lineage: Eukaryota; Metazoa; Chordata; Actinopteri; Osmeriformes; Osmeridae. The coding region runs from base 574 to 3693 and encodes 1039 amino acids. Gene Ontology annotation, cellular component: plasma membrane; cytosol. Gene Ontology annotation, biological process: insulin receptor signaling pathway. The transcript has 2 exons.
CGCCACUCAUUAAUCUCCAGCUCAGACUGGGAUCGGUGGACAAGGAUCCACACAAACAACCACGGUGCCAGCCAAAUCGGUAGCCGAAUUAUACCUGGAUCCGUCACGCCCGCUCAAAUUUGAUUACGAUGGACUUGUUUUUUAGGAAGCGAUUGCUUACGUUCAUAGCUAUAUGUUUUUUAUCUUGCAGUUUUGCGGAAUAGCUACAACAAACUUGGGUUCCAUAAUAAUAAUGAUUGUCUUGAUAAGAACUCUGGACUGAAGAGUAAGUGUACACCAUCAAUAGAUUUGUUUGAAUAUAUCAUGGAGCAUAAUUUUCAAAGAUGUGGAGCCUGGAGAUUGUACCUCAGUGGCGACAGUUUGACAGGGUCCUUUCUGGCUGCUUGGGCCACUUUAUAGCAUAACAAGGCUUAAUAGAAAUUCUCCGAAGCCAAUUGGAGAGCUGAAUUUCCAACCAUGGUACGUUCAUAGAAAGCAACCGAAGGUACGUUCAAUGUACAAGUAGUAGUCCAGGUUACCAUAUGAUCUGGAGAAAACAUACCUGCUUUGCACCCGGAUGUACAUUUUUCCAAAAUGGCAAGUCUUAUUACUGAGCAGAACUGUUUUUCAGACGUAAGAAAGGUGGGCUAUUUAAGGAAACCUAAAAGCAUGCACAAGAGGUUUUUUGUCUUGCGCGCGGCUAGUGCUGCAGGACCCUCGAGGCUCGAGUACUACGAGAACGAGAAGAAAUGGAGACACAAGUCUGGAGUGCCCAAAAAGGUGAUUCCUCUUGAGACAUGCUUCAACAUCAACAAAAGGGCUGAUUCUAAAAACAAACACCUAGUUGCCCUUUACACCAAGGAGGAGUAUUUUUCCGUUGCUGCAGACAGUGAGCAGGAGCAAGAUUUAUGGUACCAAGCACUAGUGGAUCUACAUAAUAGAGGAAAGGUUCACAAUGUUGUAGCUGGCAGUAGGAUUGGGGAAGAGAGUUCUGGAGAACACAUGCCAGGACCAGCCUUUUCGGAAGUCUGGCAAGUUAUUUUAAAACCAAAAGGCCUUGGACAAACCAAAAAUUUGAUUGGGAUUUACAGAUUGUGCCUCACCAAAAAAAACAUCAGCUUUGUAAAAUUGAAUUCAGAUGCUGCAGCUGUUGUGCUCCAGCUAAUGAACAUACGUAGGUGUGGCCAUUCAGAGCAUUUCUUUUUCAUUGAAGUGGGGAGAUCAGCAGUCACCGGGCCUGGAGAGUUCUGGAUGCAGGUGGAUGACUCUGUAGUUGCUCAAAAUAUGCAUGAAACUAUUUUGGAGGCCAUGAAGGCAAUGAGUGAAGAGUUUCGUCCCAGGAGCAAAAGUCAGUCCUCCUCAAACUGCUCCAACCCUAUUACAGUGCCUUUGCGACGACAUCACCACAACAACCCGCCCCCUAGUCAGGUUGGGUUGGGCAGGAGGUCCAGGGCAGAGAGUGUCACCGCUACCUCGCCUGUAGGCCCGAAGCACAGCCAGUCUUUCAGAGUCAGAGCAUCGAGUGAUGGUGAGGGAACCAUGUCCAGACCCCUCUCUGUGGAAACAGGACCAGGAAGCCCCAGUCCCGCCAGGACCCAAGCUCUAAGACACCGAGGGGCAUCCCGGCUGCACCCUCCCCUGAAUCACAGCCGGUCUAUUCCCAGGUCUUCCCGGUGCUCCCCCUCCGCCAUCAGCCCUGUCAGCCUAUCCUCUAGCUGCACCAGUGGGCACGGCUCCACCUCCGACAGCCUCUACCCCCGCCGCUCCAGCGCCUCCAUGUCUGGCUCCCCGAGUGACGGAGGGUUCAUCUCCUCUGACGAGUACGGCUCGAGCCCCUACGACUUCACAAGCUCCUUCCGCAGUGUCACACCGGAUUUGCUAGGCUACACACCGCCCACGACGGAAGAAGAACUGAACAACUACAUCUGCAUGGACAAGCCGGCAGCGCUGCCCGAAGGGAGGUCUGGCUGCAGUCGUCCUUGUGGUGCAUCCCACUGUCUGGAGGAUGCAGAGCAGGAGAAGUGUUUCAGAAAGCGAACGCACUCCUCGGGGACCCCUCCUCCUCCGACACUUAACCAGCGAAACACCCCGUCUCAGUCAUCCACGGCUUCUGUCAAGGAGUACACGGAGAUGAUGCCUGCUAACUCCUGCAGCCACGGGUCGACUCACAGGGAGGCGUCCUUACCAGCCUCAGACUCGUGUGCAGACAAGGGCCUCAGCAACCUCACUAAGGGGAACGAUAAGGUGCCGAAAGACGACGGAUACAUGCCCAUGUCUCCCGGUGUGAGCGCUGCCUCCAGUAAAGGCACAGACUACAUGCCCAUGAGCCCUACAUGUGUGUCUGCACCCCAGCGCAUCAUCAACCCCCGCCAGCACCUCAGAAUUGACCCUAACGGCUACAUGAUGAUGUCACCCAGUGAUAGCUGUUCUCCAGAUAUAACUACCUUUGGUAAAAUCUGGGCCCCCGGGGAUCAUCUUAAACCCUCUGUGGACAGCAUAGACGAGAAGGUGUUAUCAUGUGGAGAUUAUAUGAACAUGUCCCCAGCCAGCGGCUCCACCACCAGCACACCGCCUGAUUGCUACUUUAACUCUGUCGAUGAGCCAAACAGGUCCAUGUACGCCUAUUUCUCUCUGCCUCGCUCCCUCAAAAAGGGUCACAGGGAGGCAGAAGCGAGCCCCCUGCACCUCUCUCUCAGCUCUGGACGCCUGGCCUUCGGCGACGACUCGUCAUCCACAAGUAGUGACAGUCUGGGCGGACUCGGGAACUCCCAGUUUGCAGCCAAUCCCAAGAGAGCUGAACGGAUAAGACUGGAUAGACCAGCACACCUCUCUCUGGAAGACAAGUCUAUCACUCUGUCCAGUGCCCAAGAUUGCCCCUUACCCUCAGAGCCCAAAAGCCCUGGGGAGUAUGUUAAUAUUGAAUUCAGUGACAAGGUGUUCUCAGAAAACACCCCGUCAGAGUACAUGAACAUACACCUGGGAGCCCAGGGCAGCACGCCCAGGACUGCAGACAAAUCUCCACUCAGCUCAGAUGAUUAUGCAAUACAGAGAGAAGAUUACGCCCCUCCUUCUCCAGUUCUGGUCUGUGAGAGCCUGCAAGGCCGGGGCUACAGCACUAUUAAUCCGGGGGCUUCCUGCACCGAGUGCUCUGACACACAGAGAAUACUAAACACCUCAGUGUCCAACGAUGAAGCCAGCUCAUCCUGUGUGUUGCCUGGUCCCGAACUAUCCUGGCUGGGGGCGGGUCCUUGCUCGGGGCAUGUAGGCCUUCUUGGCCCUUCGUCGGGGCUGAGCGCUUUUACCAGGGUAACGUCCAGCCCCAACUGGAACCAGGGAGCCAAAGUGAUCCGGGCAGACAAGCAGGGCCGGCGUCGUCAUAGUUCAGAGACCUUCUCCUCCAAGGGGAACAAGGGGACAGUCGGCUCGACCGCGACCAACACGCAGGAAGUGAAGCGUCACAGCUCUGCCUCGUUUGAAAACGUGUGGUUUAAGUUGGAGGAGUCACAAGUUGCCCACGGGAAGAGGGAGUCUUCACUAGGUGCCGGUGCCAAGAAUCAUAACAAGUUGAACUACAUGGACCUGGACCUGGACAGAGACCAGCCCCCUCCUUGGUGGGGUUGUAGCCAGACCAGGUGGCAGGAGCACCUUGGUAGAAGUGGGCCAGAGGACUUAAGCGCCUAUGCCAGCAUCAGCUUUAACAAAACUGAGGAGUAACAACUACAGAAAAGAAUAACGAUCCAGCUCUUCAGAUGGUUCCAGGCUGUAGAUCCUUCCACGCCUGAACGUAUCUUUCCACUGGGUGUUGCUGAUCGCACGUCACAACACGUAUCUAAUCUAUAGCCAUCACCACUCACAACCUCACAAACUGGACCUAGGUACAGCGGUGCUGCGCACGUCAGUACAUUACAUUUACAUUUAGUCAUUUAGCAGACGCUCUUAUCCAGAGCGACUUACAGUAAGUACAGGGACAUUCCCCCCGAUGCAAGUAGGGUGAAGUGCCUUGCCCAAGGACACAACGUCAUUUUGGACGGCCGGGGAAUCGAACCAGCAACCUUCUGAUUACUAGCCCGAUUCUCUAACCGCUCAGCCACUUGACUCCCUAGCAGUUGCCUGCAGCUCAAUGCCACGCCGCCUCCGCAGUCAACUUCCUCGAAGAAGAAGCGGCAGAACCAGGCGGCUGUCUGCCCAACCUCACCUCAGGACACAGAUCGCUGCCAUACAAAACCGCACUGGAAUCCCCCCCCCCCCCCCCCAGACCUUCCAGCCUUGUUCUCUUCCAUCUCCGCAUACAUUAGCUUUAGUCCAUUUUAGUUAUGGUAUUUGUAUCAGUUUGAAUACUGUUUCUCCUAUCCCUCUGGUCACGUCUGCCUUUUUUUUAGCUUUUUAUUGAAAAACAAGUUGGCGCAAGUCGGCUGCUACCAUGACAACAAAGGUGCUUUGCCUGGGACUCCAGUGCAUCCUUCAACGGAUGAGGUACUUGAUCUAGAACCUUACAAGUUCCAUGUUCCAGUGGGACUAGACCUCAGCAUGUCAAUGUUACAUCAGUAAGACACUCUCUGACAUAUCAGGGUCCUAUCUACAGAUUGGAUGACACAGCAAAGCUUUCGGUACUAAUCAUGAUACGAGACUGUAACUCUUUUAAUGUCAGUUUGACUUGUGUGUUUGACUGAAUGACUGCUAGUAAUAACCAUUUUGGGCUCCUUUUUGUGUUGCGUUGCUUUUCUUUAGACAUAUCAAACAAGAAACCUCAGGCUCUGCUCAGAAUUGUUGAAUAAUAACAAGGCCAGUCACUAGUACAUUACUCGGGGUACUGUAGAAUCACUAGACGAUCUAAGGCCAUCCCACCUGUCUCUCAGAUAGCGAUACACCUGGAGAGACUUGGAGGUCAGUUGAAGGCUGUGAUAACAUUAAAUUAAUUAAAUUAUUAUAAUAUUUUUCAGGAGAAAAAAAACGGUAACCGAUUCGCAAUUCAAGAUGUAUGAAAAAUAAUAAAUUAUACUUACUGCGGAAAACUUUUAUGAGCAACAUUUGUAUAACAUUUUAUUAACGUUUGCUAACAAAUUGCUAUAUUUAAGCUAUAAAAGUGCUUGCUUUAAAUUGUUUGUUUUUUUUUGCUUUAAGAGUUGAUGACAUUUAUGUUCCUGAUAUUUGUAUGUUGAUGAUGUAAUAGAAGCUUGCCUUGUCUUAUUACUUAGAGUUGGGUUGCUUUUGAGGUUUUUUUUAUUGGAGGAAUCAAAUUGAUUCAAGGUACUGCUUCCAUAGAGUGCAAAUUAAUUUCAUACACGCAUCACAGUGGGCCAGAUCCUGGGAACUUUGAACUCUUGAUUCUGUGUGCACGUCAUCUGUUAGUGGCAGUUGGGCCUGUGUGCCAUUUUAAUAGGCUCUGGCUGUUUCUGUCACCUAACAGGCUUAGCUGUGCUCAGACAUCAACCCUCUGUGCUACUUUCACAAGCAGAAUAGCUCCUUCUUACUGGGACGCAGUGCAGAAACACUGCUCUCACAAGCAGAGUAGCUCCUUCUUACUGGGAUGCAGUGCAGAAACACUGCUCUCACAAGCAGAGUAGCUCCUUCUUACUGGGACGCAGUGCAGAAACACUGCUCUCACAAGCAGAGUAGCUCCUUCUUACUGGGACGCAGUGCAGAAACACUGCUCUCACAAGCAGAGUAGCUCCUUCUUACUGGGACGCAGUGCAGAAACACUGCUCUCACAAGCAGAGUAGCUCCUUCUUACUGGGACGCAGUGCAGAAACACUGCUCUCACAAGCAGAGUAGCUCCUUCUUACUGGGAUGCAGUGCAGAAACACUGCUCUCACAAGCAGAGUAGCUCCUUCUUACUGGGACGCAGUGCAGAAACACCGCUCUCACAAGCAGUGUUUCCUUUUCACCCUGCUUCCCCUCAUCAUGGGAAUCACCUUACAGUACAUUUUAGAUGGUCUCACACGGGAUCAAGUAGCUGUAUUAAUUGACAUUGAAACAUUUCCACCAACCCGGUCAUUCACUGUAAAUAAUGUAUUGCAAAAAAAAAAUAUGGAUCAGUGAAAUGCAUGAAUGGAUGAGUUGAUAAACUGAAUGAUGGAUGAAUGGUGUGAAACAUCCACAUGGAUGACAAGUGACUGCAUGAAUAUUGGAUUAACUAUUGAAUGACCAGAUGAUGAUGAUGAUGAACAACUGAAUAGAUGUACAAAUAUGGGAAAGGUUGAAUGCAGGAGAUGGGGCUCUGCUUGUCCCUAACCUCUCUUUUAGUCUAAGAAAUUCAUUCAACUUUCUGGAACUUACUCUGUAGUAAAAUCUUUUUCGCA